Anopheles coluzzii is the source of this 4854-nucleotide messenger RNA. RefSeq names its product nascent polypeptide-associated complex subunit alpha, muscle-specific form (gene HIPP1). Bases 306 to 3755 code for a protein of 1149 amino acids. The transcript has 6 exons. Lineage: Eukaryota; Metazoa; Arthropoda; Insecta; Diptera; Culicidae. The record is from RefSeq and is a predicted model, not a curated record.
CGAACUGUCAAAACCGAAAAGCAUCACAAAUCGAGUGAAGCGACGGGGUUUGGUGCGCUUUGCUGCAUUUUCGGGAAAACAUUUAGGCUGGCAAAGAAAGAAGGAAAGAAAAAACCGCGUCCUUAGUGCCGCCAAAAGUGAGAAUCGAUAUUUAUUCGGAGCUUGUGUAUCGCCGCGUAAACCGAACUGUGUGCUGCCAAUCGUCAGCACAACGUGCUGAAAGUGCUGCUGUUACCGAGCGUCAAGUGGCUUGCUUCGGAUGCUUCAGCUUGAGCAAAUCCUGCGCCCCAUUAGAAGCCGCCAGCAUGAGUGAACCCGCAGCGCUGGGUGCAAUAAAGCAAGACCCGGAAGAUGUUUCCACCAAGACGGAUGAAGCCACGUUUACGACCCUGACCGAGGAAGGCUUCCCGGUGGGCCCGUCGCUCAAAUCACCCACCCCGGCGGAAGACACCACCACCAUCCUGAGUGAUGACGAGACGAAAACGCUGACCACACUGGAACCGGCCAGGAAGCCGUCGGGCGGAGUUGCAAAGAAGAGCUUUCCCGGUGCUGCUGGCGCCACCGCUGUCUCACAGAAACUUUCCAAUGAACCUCCCAAGAACGAUCUCAGCACGCCGGUGAAAAGUAAAACAAGCUCUAGCGCUACAGAGCAACCAUCGGCGGACAGUUUAAUACAGAAGAUGCGCAGCAAGCUGAGCAAGCACAUCGAGCUGAAGUCAAUCAAUCCCGCGAAACCCGCCAAACCCGCCAGCCCCGCACCGUUGGACAUGAGCGGGGCGAUCGAGAUACCGCAGGACAUGAUACUGAGCAACGACAUACCGCAAACGCCUAUCGCGGCAUCGGAUGCGAAGGAAAGUCGGCUGGACGAUCACGACCUGAUCGCCAUACUGGAGGGCAACAUGGUGGAGAUUCGGGAAAAUGCUUCCGAAAUUGAAGUGUGCGACGUGGGCGCUUCGCUCGAGAUCGUGUCGUUUUCGAUCAUCGAUCCGGACCAGCUGCAGCAGGAGAAAAAGGAGCGCGAGAUGGAAAUUGCCCGCCGGCAGAUGGAAAGCCUGCCGCUGCUGCCGAAGGUGCGAAAGCCGCGCACGAAAACGGUACCGAAGAGAAGCCCCACCGUCUCGCCGGCGGCCAGCCAGGGGGUGCCUGUCGAGGCGAACGUAACGCCACCGCCACCGGUGGUGAAGGAACCGGUCGGGGUGACCAUCAAGGGGCAGACGACAAUACGACCGGUGGUAAAGAUUCCGAGCGGUGCGAUCAAGAAGGAAGAAACAGCGCCAUUGGAAACGGCGGAAACGAUCAAAGCGAGGAUAAGCAAAAAUCUAAAGGAAAAGCUAAUGAAGGAAAUGAAGUUGCCUGUGCAAACGGUGGAAAAGCCGUUGUCGAAGGUGGAACCUGUGACGGUGAGUCCGCAGACAAAGUCGGAGCUGGUCGAUUCGCUCGUUUCCGACUGGGAUGAUGAUCCGCCAGUUCAGCAGCAGGAUGGGGUAGAUGAUCCGCAAGAGACGGAAAAGAAACCCGUGCUAGCACCUAGCAACGAUGAAGCAAAGGUUCCCCAGCAACAGCAGCAGCCAAAGUCGCAGCCGACUCAGUUUGUUGCGCCUCCACCGAUCGCGGAACCGAAGCGCGUGAUAAAGCGAAAAAUCAUCUGGGAUCCGUCGGACGCAAGCAUCCCGUUUGCAAGCUUAGUCAAAUCGAACCGUGCCCAGUCGGCCGGUACUACUAACACCGAGCUAUCCCCGCUGCGGCGCAAGCGGGCCGAUUCCGUGGCCGUGCGCAUGAUAGACAACGCGCCCCACUUCAGUACGGUGGCACCGGUACGGCCGCGAGCCAAGACGCCCGAUCUGGGACAGGCGAUUGAGCGGAGCGCCCUCGCAGCUAAGCCGGACGAGCUGGCGAACGACGCGAAAGCAAAGAAGCGCAAGAAGAAUGAAAUCGAGCGCUUGCUGGGCGACGAAGGCGCCAUCAACAUGCUGUACGACGUGGAGUGUGAAGCGACGCGGAAAGAUCUGCUGAAGGAGACGGAGGUGGACACGAGCGACGAGGACGAGAAGCUGCUUGCAAAGACGAAAAUCAUAACCGACGCCGUGAUCAAUCAGGGCAAAUCACCAAACGAAUCGCCUACCUCGCAGGGUUUGCGCGUCCGGGCCAAGCGCGGGACGACACCAUCGAAUCAGUCCGGGUCGACAGCAACCAGUCCCGGUUCCGCGGGCACCGCCCAACAAACCUCCAAAGCAUCCGUUCCAUCGGCUACCUCAUCGGCGUCCGGCGCUGGCGGUAACCAGCCGUCAAAAAAGCCGGCCAAUGGCAAAGCGACCACCACCAUCCCGGCGAUAACGGGAGCCCGCAAGCGCAAGAUGACGGCAUCGGCCGCCAAGGAAUGGGAGUACGUGUACAAUGCGCCGCGCAGUGAUGACGCGAUGAUCAUACGGCGGCGCUCGAACAGUUCCUACUCGAGCGGCGGGGCCAGUCCGCGCCGGUUAAGCUUCGACCAGCCGAACGAAUCCGGGUCCGGGUUCGGGUCGGAGAGCUCUACCCUCUCCCAGAACGGAACGAACAAUAACAAAUCGUCCUCCCCCGGGCAGCAGCAGCAGGAUGCGUUCCUGAAGCCACCGAACAAGAAGGAACCAAAGCUACCGGUCACGAAACCACCGGGAGGUGCCGGCGGGUCGACCGGCUCGGAGGACAUCAAGUUUAAUCCGUCGCUGGUGGCGAACAUGCGGGGGAAGCUUAGCAAGGUACUGAAAGGCAUGAAGGGUGCCCCGCUGGCAACGAGCACACCGGGACAGGAUGUGCCGGCCCAGGCAAACAAGCAGGCGGCCAAGCGUAAGGCGCCGACAAGCUCGGUCGAUGUGGUCGAUUCUGCGGUGAGUGCCGCGGUAGGUGAUGUAGUAUCACCGCCGGGUGGUGGUGGAUCCUUCCAGGAUGCGGCGGUACAAAAGCAGCUCGAUCAGCUGAAGCAGAUGACGUGCGUGAAGCAAGGCAACUAUGCGGAGAUUGUGAUGAAAUCGCGAAGCGUUACCAGUGGUGACGGAUCCAAGGGUCCUUUGGAGAAUGUGUUUUCGCAAGAGCUGAUGAAUGAGCUUCACACGACGUUCCUUGCUCUUCAGAAAGAUGUAUCCGUGCGUGCGGUUCUGUUACGAUCGGGCGGUGCACACUUUAGCCGCGGCUUGGACGUCGCCCACCUGGUACAGCCGGUAGAGAAAAGGAAAGCAGCGGCCGAGGAAAUGAGUACAUGCUUGAUGAAGUUCCUGAAGAUGCUCGUCGCCUUCCCGAAGCCGAUCGUAGCAGCCGUGCAGGGCGAUGUGCUCGGUAUGGGUGUCACGAUACUGCCCCUGUUCGACGUAGUGAUUGCCCAGCUCGGCAGCAGCUUCGUCGCACCGUACGGCCACUUUGGCUACCUGCCCGAAGCGCUCGGUGCGUUCAGCAGUGGCGUUCGAUCUCUCAAAGCGAAAACGACAACGGAUCUGUUUCUGCAAGGCAAACGGUUAACGGCAGCAGCGGCACUGGAUUACGGGCUCGUGACGGAAACGGUCCCAGCGGAGCGGUUUGAAGAGCGAGCACGCACGGUCGCCAAAUCGGUCGCCUCCCAAUCCAUCCAGGCAAUGCUAUCCAUCAAGCAGCAUCUCCGGCGAGAGCUAGUGACCAAGAUGGAGUCGGCCCUGUUGUUGGAGCAGAAGAAGCACGCCCAGCAGUGGACCACGCCGGAGUGUCAGGCCAAGUUUAAGCUGUUCGUCAGCAAGGGUGGAGAGCUUUAAACUGCUGGACCGCCGCCUGCUGCGUUUUAAGGUUGUAGAUUUACACAUUUGAGCAAAAGCGACGUAAGCUCCCGCUCUCGCGUACACCAAUUGUAGCUGUACAGUAAUACGGACGUCACACGAGGCGUAAACUGAAAAAGUUUACGCUUGAUUUGUAUGGGCGAGCGUAAACUUCCUGUCAAAAGAUUAUAGGGUUGUAUGGCUGAAAUUCAGUUUACGCCAAAGUUUACGCUUCGUGUGACGUCCGUAUAAGGUUGUUGCAAUAUCUGCGAUGCGACAAUAAUGGUCGCUUCCGGCGUUUCAUUUAGAUUUAGUUUACCAAUGCCCACCCCCACCCCUCCUUCUCCCUUUUAUACCCACGUUGUUAUCGAUGUGUUGUUUUUUCUCCUUCCCCCCAUUAUCAUCAUGCGGAAGCUUUUUUAUUAACUAUACUACUAUACUUUAUUCAGUUUUCAACACAUUUCAACGCUUCCCGUGUGCCUUUCCGUCUCAAUACGCUUCUCUUUUUCCUUGUUUUAUUUUGUUAUUUUUAUACAAUCGAUCGAUGCUGCUUCCUAUUGGAUUCGCUGGAAUCCCUUUAUACAUUUCAACUCCGUGCACACGGCGUUACAAUUUUUGUAUCUUUAUUAUACGUUAUCUUAGUUUUUGAAGGCUAAUAACCAGUAGGAAGGUUUUACAGGCGAGCAAAGGGAAAGUGCGUGCAAAUUAGUGUUGGUUUUGGAGGCAGGGGAAAAUAGAAAGGUUGUAUCCGUACGGUCAGUUUACAAAGGAAACUUGGAAAGGAGAGCAAAAUAUUAUUUUAAAUAUUUUUUUGUAAUUGUUUUUCUUUUUUUUUAUUUGAUUAUAGCGACAAAAAAUCGUUAAUUCUCUUUAAAGAAAAAGAAACAUAUUAAAUAUAACGAGAGAGAGAAAAAAACACCUUAAAUGAAACAUAUUUAGUAUCCAGAGGGAGAAAAAAAGCAAUGUUUAUUGGAGAAAAAUAAUUAAAAAUCAUUUAGUUGAUAACAAUUGAGCUUAGUUUUAGAAACAAACAGAUAUAAAAAAAAACCCCAAAACCAAGAGGAAAUAUAUUUUGAACUGAAUUCAUCUUUCAUCUUAA